This is a messenger RNA of Recurvomyces mirabilis, 1440 nucleotides long. RefSeq lists its product as uncharacterized. The record is from RefSeq and is a predicted model, not a curated record. The coding region runs from base 1 to 1440 and encodes 479 amino acids. Gene Ontology annotation, cellular component: cytoplasm; microtubule; membrane. NCBI's taxonomy places the organism in Eukaryota, Fungi, Ascomycota, Dothideomycetes, Mycosphaerellales, Teratosphaeriaceae. The transcript has a single exon. Gene Ontology annotation, molecular function: GTP binding; microtubule binding; GTPase activity.
AUGUCUACACAAGGCGAACUUGAUGUGAAGGACAUCCAUUCUCUCUCUGAUGUUCAGCUCUUGGACGAUAUCGACAGCCUUCGAGCCCAUGGCAUCAAUCAUCUGGUAGCCCUACCUCAGCUCAUCGUUUGUGGUGAUCAAUCCUCUGGGAAGAGCUCUGUCCUUGAGGCGGUUUCGGGCAUACCAUUUCCGUCCAAGGACACUCUAUGCACCCGUUUUGCCACCGAAGUGGUUUUGCGCCGUGCAAUUCAAGAAGAAGUCAAGGUCAGCAUUUUACCGGGGCCUAGUCGCGUUUCCAAAGAUGCAGCUGAAAUCCAAUCGUUCGAACACGAUCUACGUACGUGGGAAUCCCUCGAGGAUGCGAUGAAUCAGGCUAUGAACUCGAUGGGACUCCACGACGACACGGGAACUUUCACCGAUGACGUCCUUCGCAUCGACAUCUCAGGUCCUUCGAAGCCUCAUCUUAGCAUCGUAGAUCUUCCUGGUCUAAUCCACACUCAUGGAAAGUCACAAAGACCGGAGGAUGUCAUUGUGGUCCAGCAGCUUGUACGUCAUUACAUGGCGAACGAAAGAUCCGUCAUUCUAGCAAUUGUGUCAGCAAAGAACGAUUACGCAAAUCAGAUAGUUCUCAAAAUCGCUCGGGAGGUGGAUCCACGUGGUUUACGGACACUUGGAAUCAUCACCAAGCCUGACACACUUGUCCUGGGUUCAGAAAGUGAGACGGCAUACCUGAAUCUGGCAAAGAACUUGGACAUCAAAUUUACGCUUGGCUGGCACGUCUUAAAGAACCGUGAUUACUCUUCACAAACCGUCUCCCUUACAGAGAGAAACCAAGCAGAAGCGGAAUUUCUCUCACAAGGCGUGUGGGUGCAGCUUUCUCGCUCCGAGGUUACAAUUGCUCCUCUUCGCCGACGACUGAGCCGUGUCCUGCUUUCGCAAAUAAAGAAAGAAGUGCCGAGCUUGUUACAUGAGAUUGAGAUGAAACUCAAUGAAUGCAAGUCAGAGCUACGCCGGCUGGGUCACGCCAGGAACACUGAAGCCGAGCGGCGAAGGUUCUUGCUACGACUCUCUGAAGAAUACCAGACGCUAUGUCGGGCAGCCGUUGAUGGGGUCUACGGAGGUGAUUUUUUUGGAGAUCCCCUCACGGAUAAAGGCUAUCAAAGGCGCCUCCGGGCUACGAUCCAGAGCCUCUCCCUAGACCUGGCAGACGUUAUGCGACGUCAGGGACAUCGAUACAAUCUGGUCGAUCACGAGCGAGGGAAGGAUAAUGCGAACACUUCUCUCAGCCAAAUCACAAUGACUCGCAAACAGUACAUGCAGGUAGCAACGCUAAUGCAGCCUCCGCUAAUGUCCAUUAGCGGAGGCUGCAUUAGCGCCCGCUGGCACAAUGCAUCCACCAGACUGGACAUCAGCUUCGCAAGUCAGGAAUCUGAUCUGUAG